UUUACGAGGAAACGAGCAGCUAGCCUUGCCUCUUCAAACAACAUUUGUAAGAUACGACUAAAAGACGGCAUAUAAGAUUUCCACGGGGAAGCAAUAUGGAACAUUUGUCUUCACCAGUUUUGCUCGACGCGCUGCUUGAUUCGAACUCAGCAUCCACAUCUGCCAUCUUUUCUGCCACGAUGGCCCCCUCUCUUCUCUGAGACUCCUGGUGCCACCGCUGCGUCUGAUGUCUGCAGUCAUGUGGCAGGUGGUGGGGCGGCGGAGUUUGGAACAUUAUGGGAAGCUGGAGGACUUUGUGUGUUUGGUCACAGAGACAGUUCCAGAACUACUGACUGACAGGCAGAGAGCAUUACUGCUUCUAGGCCUCAGAGCAAAGCAGAUGUCCCAGGAGUGGAUAGUUGAGGAUGUCGCCCCAGAACUCAUCCAGACUCACCUGGACAGGAUCCAGUCCAUCUGUCUGACAAAGUCCAGUGACAAGGCCUUUGAGGAUGCCAAAGCCAGGCUCAUGGCGUACACCCAGAGGAGUCCAGGAGAUCAAUGGGCUUUUGGUCAAUACUUUAAUGCAGAGCUGGAGUCUCUGGUGUGUGUGUUCCUCUCCAGAUUGGAGGAGUUGCUGCCAGUACCAGACUUUAAACAGGCUGCUUCCUGGCUUGACUCUGUCCCCGGUGGUGUGGAUGAAUGUCUGCAGUCUAUCCCCCACAGUGACAGGCUGAGGUCUGUGCUGCAGAGCCAAACGUGCUGCCGGGAACACCUGAUAAAUAGAGACUCCAGCCCAUCCCAGACCAACCUCCUCAGCUCUCUACCUGUUUGCCUUCCAAAUUUGAUGGUGUACCGUCCCUCUGCCGACUCUGACAGGGAGUCAGAACCCUUCCCAGAGGAAAGGAUGGAUGAAGAGAGAGGAGAAGAACAGGAGAAGGUCUGCAUCAAACGAGAGGACGACGAGAAAUCGAAAGUAGCCGAGCUGAUUGGUCAAGACCAGGAAUCAGCCAAUAGAGUGGCAGGGGAAACAGAAACGUCCAACCUAGGGAUUAUGGGUUUCAUUGUUCAGAGCCAAUCUAUAAUGGUUAUCCCCCAGCCGGGCCAGCACUCUCUUGCUGUCGUCUCCCAGUCUGCACCCACUCUCACCCUGCCUGUGGCCUGCAGGGGGCAGACUGCAGUCAACUCUCCCUCAGGACAGAGCAGGCCCUCGCCAGAGAGGAACACUGUUCCUGUGAGCAGCCAAAAGCCCCAGGCCUCACCGGGGAGGUAUGUGUGCAUCAUCCCUGAGUCGUCUGAUAAGCCUGUAGAAUGUAUUAUGGUGGAGAGUGACACAGACAUCCCCACAGGGGAGUCCUCGUCUUCCGAGACGCUCCUGUCUAGCGUAUCCCACAAUCCCCGGCGUGUUGCCCACAAGUGCCCGACAUGCGGGAAGUGUUUCAUCUACCGUUCCCAGGUGCUGCGUCACCUGACCACACACUCGCGAGGCGGCCGCUACAAAUGCGCCCAGUGUGGCGUUGGCUUCCCAACGCCCUGGAGCCUGAACGACCACAAGCGCUCUGUGUGUGUCAACGCCACCUUCGACUGCGCCCAGUGCGGGAAGCGGUUUGCGUCGCUCCGCGAGCAGUACCGCCACCGCCUCACCCACAAGACCAACACUUGUUUUCAAUGUGGGGUGGGCUUUAGGACCCAGCUGGAACUGACCCGACACCACAAGACCCACUGGGCCCAGCCGCUGCACCAGUGCUGCCUGUGUGGCAAACGCUUCCGCCUCCUCUCCAGCCUGACCAAUCACAAGCAGACUCACUCUUCCGGCGGCGGCUUCGCCUGCACCCAGUGCGAGCGUGUGUUCGGCUCGGCGAAGGAGCGCGACGCCCACCGGCAGAUGCACCGCGUACCCAAACUCGUCUGUCCUGUUUGCGGCGAGACAUUCACCUCGCAGGCCAAACUCAUCAAACACCAGCAGACCCAUCCGGUCCCAGAGGGGAGCGAGGGCCAGAGGUACAAGUGCCGUUACUGUGAGGAGACGUUUACAGGCCUGACCCUCAUGAGGAUCCACCAGAGAAGCCAUCUUGUGGACAGACCUCAUCAAUGUGACCAGUGUGAGAAGAACUUCACUACUCUGGGGUCCCUCCAGUCCCACCUCAGAACCCACUCGGAGGAGAAGCCCUUUCUCUGCGCCCACUGCGGCAAGCGCUUCCGGACCAAAGACGGCAUGGAGGGACACCUCCGGAUCCACACGGGCGAGAAGCCCUUCCACUGCUCCUACUGCGGGAAACGCUUUACGGCGCUCGCCGGGUUGAACGUUCACGUGCGGCGGCACACCGGUGAGAGGCCGUACGUGUGUGAGGUGUGCGGAAAGGCGUGGCCCUCUGGUGGGGACUUGCAGAAACACAUGCGCUGUCACACAGGAGAAAGACCUUACAGCUGUGUUGACUGUGGGAAGACAUUCUCCAUAUCCUGUCACCUGACAGAACACAUGAAGACACACUCAGGUCAGAACCAGGAGCUUGAAGUUAAAGGGAUAGCUCAGAUUUUGGCAAUGAGGCCCAAAGAGUCCGAUGAAGUUGUGGAUACCAUUUUUAUGUCUCUGCGAGCAGUUUGGAGGAAGUUGCUAACUAGCGCUAUUGCAUUUGCUAAGUCCCUGUGUAAGAAUUUCCACAACAAUACCCAUAGACUUCCAGUCAUUGCGCUAAUGCUAGUUAGCAUUGGCUCGUGAAACUACCUCUAACUUCCUUCAUACUGGACACAGACACAAUAAUAUCAUCUGACUCUGGGGAAGUAGAUAAAGGGACAACAUCCCGAAGUAUCCCUUUAAGGGGGCCGUUGAUUUAACAAUGAUAUGGUGUAUAUGAAUGAUACUGUUGUCAUUUGUCCAAGAAAUGCUAAACAUGUUUGUACUUUAAUAUAUGUGAUGCAGGACAUAUGCAUUUGUGAUUGAUGAUAAUAAAACAAACAAUUUAAUCGUAGUUCUGUGUAAUCUGAAGUAACUCUGUGUAAUCUUGAUUUACAGUCCUUAAUACUGUCCCGUCCCUCAGGUGAGAAGCCGUUCUCUUGUCCAGAGUGUGGGAAGAGCCUGAAGAGGAAGUUUGAUCUGAAGAAGCACCUGUUGACUCACUCUGGAGUG
This is a messenger RNA of Oncorhynchus masou masou (cherry salmon), 3103 nucleotides long. RefSeq names its product zinc finger protein 135-like. The coding region runs from base 227 to 2695 and encodes 822 amino acids. NCBI's taxonomy places the organism in Eukaryota, Metazoa, Chordata, Actinopteri, Salmoniformes, Salmonidae. Gene Ontology annotation, biological process: regulation of transcription by RNA polymerase II. Gene Ontology annotation, molecular function: RNA polymerase II cis-regulatory region sequence-specific DNA binding; DNA-binding transcription repressor activity, RNA polymerase II-specific. Gene Ontology annotation, cellular component: nucleus; nucleoplasm. The record is from RefSeq and is a predicted model, not a curated record. The transcript has 10 exons.